This is a messenger RNA of Cladocopium goreaui, 1266 nucleotides long. NCBI's taxonomy places the organism in Eukaryota, Dinophyceae, Suessiales, Symbiodiniaceae. The record is from the annotation of a GenBank genome assembly.
AUGGCCACAGCUGCCGUAACCCUCCCCGGUGGCGCCGGCGCAUCGGGCGUGAUCCCAUGCCCACUGCCCGCGACGGUGGAAGAUGCCAUUUGCGCUGCGCAAAAGACGCAGCCAGGUGGCUGGGAGAAUGCCGUGCUUUCCCAGGGUGUCCAACAUUUAAAACCAGGCACUGCCCUGGAAGCUGCUGCGUAUACCUUGGUGAGCUACGAUACCUUAGGCAGCCGUGCGAUCAACGUCCCACAAACGGAAUGCCGUGGGAUCAACUUGAAGCAGCUGUCGCAGCUGGUGGAUUUCAUCCGUGACCAUGCGCACCUCUGGGUGGAGACGUACUCUGGCAGCCCAAACUUUGAACAGCCGUUGGAGCUGCAGACCUUCAACCUCUACCACACAUCUCAUUGGGUCAUAAAGCCAGCUACCCUGCGGUACAGGUGCAGCUUCGUGGAGCUCGUUGCCAAGGACGCAGAAACGCAGUUCCCGUGUUGGUUUGUGAGCCAUGCGUGGCAAGAAGCCGUGUGUCGCUUUGUUGCUUGCCUGCGCCAGCACGCGGAACUGCGGAAUGCCGUGGGACUAGCAUACUGGGUCUGUGCGUACGCAAAUAAUCAACACAAGCUGCAGGACGAGAUCUCGGCGAACCCACGUGGGACAUCCUUCUACAAGGCCAUGAAGCUGGCCGUUGGGGUCGUGCUGAUCUUGGACCGGGAUGCCACUCCCUUCAAGGGAGAUUUACAAUGGCGAGUCUUGUCUGACUAUCUCAAGGAAGCUCGCACUGCCCAAGAGAGCCGCAACAGCGACCGUCGUCAGGAGGAUAUGGAGCGCAACUUCGCGCGCAAGUUGGAAGACAGCAAUGCCAAGAUCCUUGAAAAGCAGGACCGCGUGGCGGAAUUCCUCCGCGGUGCCCUGCAGAAUGACAUCACCACUGUGAUGAGUCGCAGUGACAUGGUGGUGGAUGUGGUGAAGGAGAACGGCAUGAUGGUGAAAGAGUCUUUGGGAGAUCUCAAGCGCCUCCAGAUCAACGGCCUGGAAAUUGCCAAUGCAACUCAGGACACAGCUCAGCAGAACCUCCAUCGCGCCGGAGAAAUUCGCAACGCUGUGGAAGGAAUUUCAUCACAGCUCUCUGACGCGCCCUCGCGCUCCGCUUUGACCUAUGGAGACCGUAUCGGAGAUCGUAGCCCUGCGAACAGCUACCGUGGUGAGGAGCGUGAACGACCAGCAACGGCAGGUCGGCGCUACGAUGGGAGGAGCACCAUGGGCCGGACAAUUUCGUGA